UCCCUCUUCCCCUUCCUAGAUCGACACCCCUUCCUCUCCCGAUCAGGAUCAACACAUGACGCCCUUGCUUCUCCGUCCAACCACACCGCAUCUCCUCCAACUCCUCCCUUUGGGUGAGAAGAGGAGCCCUUCUUCGCUUUACCGAGAUCCGCAUUUUUAACUAGGGUUGGAGUUGGAGAUCAGAUCUGUGAGUUUUAGGAGAAUGUCAUUGGCAUUGCUUCAGGUGAGGCAUUUUUAGGGUUGCACAGAUGAGAGGAGUCUAAUAGAGUUGGAUAGAUGGGCGAUGAACUCAGCGUUCCUCUUGGUUGAGAGUUUCGGAUGUUUGCUACUAGACUCGGAAACCAAGCUGCAAAGUUUUUUGCUACUUAGCCUGUUUCUUUUGGUUUUCUGUAGAUUUGUCGAUUUCGUUAGCAAUUUAAGCAGAUAGGCUUAACAUCGACCAAGACACUCUAAAAUCAAGCUGGUGGCUGAGGGAUUCUUGGUUUCUACUUGAUUCUGUUUGAGAGUUUUUGUUUUGAGCUUUCUUUGCUUAGGACGUACAAGAUGGCAUGCAUGAAACUGGGAUCAAAACCCGAUGCCUUCCACCAACAAGGGCAAGCUUGGUUUUGCACAACAGGACUUCCUAGUGAUGUUAUUGUCGAAGUUGAAGAAAUGACCUUCCAUCUCCACAAGUUUCCUUUGUUAUCAAAAAGUAGCCUUUUGGAAAGGUUAAUUAAGAACUUUGAUGAAGACGAUAUUGUGACAAGAGUGGCUGAUGUUCCUGGUGGUGCACAAGCAUUUGAACUUGUGGCUAAGUUCUGAACUUGUGGCUAAGUUAAACAUUAAAUUCUUACUUAUGGUUAUUGAAGUUGGUGUUGAGUACGUUGACUUCAUGUGGAUCCUAUUCUGUGUUGUUUGCUAUGAAGAAGAGUGUACUGUAAUCAUGUGUGAACUGUGGAUAUUGUAGAUUCCAGAGUCAAAGUCAUCAGCCUGCAUUAACUUUAGCGUCGUCA
Messenger RNA from Zingiber officinale, 992 nucleotides. RefSeq names its product BTB/POZ domain-containing protein At1g30440-like. Gene Ontology annotation, molecular function: protein binding. The transcript has 4 exons. The coding region runs from base 544 to 801 and encodes 85 amino acids. Lineage: Eukaryota; Viridiplantae; Streptophyta; Magnoliopsida; Zingiberales; Zingiberaceae. The record is from RefSeq and is a predicted model, not a curated record.